AUGCCUUCAGUUCGGGUUGCGCUCGCCGGUGCCACUGGAAACAUUGGAACUCCCGUUCUCGAAGCCCUCCUCGGCUCGGACUUCAAUGUAACGGCUCUCUCACGUAUAGGUGGGAAUUCAUCCAAACUGAAGCCUCACCCUAACCUUACCAUCAAAGAGGUCGACUUCAACUCCGUUGAGUCCCUAGCCGCCGCGCUGGUAGGGGUUCAAGUUGUCAUCUCUUGUGUGGCGACAUUGGCGAUGGGAGAUCAAAAUCCCCUGAUCGACGCCGCAGUUGCGGCAGGUGUGAAGCGAUUCAUUCCAGCGGAGUUCGGCAUAGAUUCUAUGAAUCCUCUAUGCAGGCAGCUCCCCAUCGUAGGCGUGUCUAAGGUAAAAACACAGCAGCGUCUCCAGGAGAAAUCUAGAUCCAAUCCCGGGUUUACCUACACCGCAAUCGCCAAUGGUCUAUUCCUAGAUUGGUGUCUUGAGGAGAACAUUAUCCUGAACAUACCUCAACAUACUGCAACUCUAUACAACGGCGGCGAUGUAAAAUUCAGCGCCUCGCUUCUAUCCGACAUUGCCAAAGCUGUUUUGGGCGUCAUUGCACAUCAGGACGAGACGGUAAACCGCGUGGUCUAUAUCCAUUCGGCGCUCGUUACUCAAAACCAGCUAAUCCAGUACGUAAAGGAGAAGGAUGGGAAAAAAUGGAACACGAUUGUUAAAGAUACAGAGGAGCUUAAACAAGAAAGCUUAGCGGCACAAGCCGAAGGUUCCAAGGGAGGCAUAGAAGCUGCAACACUCGGGUUUUCCCUGUGUGGCAUGUUUAAUUCUGACUACGGCUGUGAUUUCUCCAGUCACUUGGACAAUGAAUUGUUAGGCAUAAAGGAAUUGAAUGAAGACGAGCUGAGGAAGCUGGUGGAAAGUUUCUUGUGA
Daldinia childiae is the source of this 912-nucleotide messenger RNA. Its product is annotated as Isoflavone reductase like protein P3. Gene Ontology annotation, molecular function: oxidoreductase activity. Lineage: Eukaryota; Fungi; Ascomycota; Sordariomycetes; Xylariales; Hypoxylaceae. Bases 1 to 912 code for a protein of 303 amino acids. The transcript has a single exon. The record is from RefSeq and is a predicted model, not a curated record.